GAUCGUAUUUCACGAACGAUUCCCCAUCAAUCGAAUUACAAUCAAAUUCAAAUGCACCCAAAUCAAUAUUGAAACUCUGAUUCUAAUUUUCCAACUGCAGACUGACCCCACAAACGUUCAAUUUUCUACAAAAAUAAAGAACUCAAAAACUAUGAGAAUGGGAAAAAAAAAUCUGAAAAAUCCAAUUCAAGAUUCACCCGAGUCUAGUCAAUGUCGCUAAAUUUGCGGACAAAUCGUAACUGUGGCAACAAUGACGAAAGCCCCUGAGCGCAGGUGGGAUGAUUAUUGAUUCGAAAUGCUGGAACGGGCAAACAGCGUGAAGCAGACGUAGUAAGAGGUGGCUAUACGUCGAAUCAAGCUCCGAGCACCUGCAACAGAAUAAUGGGCUUAUUCAAUAAAAUUUCAAAUCUCUUAGGCCUGAGAAAAAAAUAUGUUAACAUAUUAGUUGUAGGACUCAACAGCAGUGGUAAGUCAACGGUCAUCAAACAUUUCACCCGCGAAGACGACCGUUGCAUAGAAAUAGUGCCCACCGUUGCGUUUAAUAUCGAGAAAUUUGCAUUGAAAAAUGUCAGUUUUACAGCCUUCGACAUGUCCGGUCACGAUCGGUAUCGAUCGUUGUGGGAAAAUUAUUAUAAGGAUUGUGAAGGAAUCAUUUUCGUAAUCGAUAGUAGCGACAAAUUGCGAUUGGUUGUCGCGAAGGAAGAACUUGACAUGCUUCUCCAACAUCCGGACAUAGCUGGACGCAAACUACCCAUUUUAUUCCUAGCGAAUAAAAUGGAUUUACCAGACUCCCUAACGACGGUGAAACUUGUCGCAGGUCUUGGAUUAGACAGGAUCCAAAACAAACCUUGGCAUAUCAAGGCGACGAAUGCUGUAACCGGAGAAGGUUUGCAAGCUGCAGUUGAAUGGUUGACGGAUCAAAUUCGAGAAAUACAUGUAGCUAAAAGAUAAUAAUUAGCUUAGAACUUAAAUCAAAAUUUGUACAAUUUCCCAUUUCUAUAAAACAACUGUAAAAAAACUUCAGAUUAUAAGAUUUCUGUUUAAGUUGCGAUCAAAUUCGAAAGAAAUUCACACCUAGCAGGAAUUGGAUUCGAUCUGAAUUAAGCGACGAAUGGAAAAAUAAAAUAAUUGUGUACACAAUUA
Venturia canescens is the source of this 1143-nucleotide messenger RNA. It is a transcript of the gene Arl6, whose product is annotated as ADP ribosylation factor-like 6. Gene Ontology annotation, cellular component: axoneme; cytoplasm. NCBI's taxonomy places the organism in Eukaryota, Metazoa, Arthropoda, Insecta, Hymenoptera, Ichneumonidae. The transcript has 3 exons. Gene Ontology annotation, molecular function: GTP binding; GTPase activity. The record is from RefSeq and is a predicted model, not a curated record. Bases 382 to 951 code for a protein of 189 amino acids. Gene Ontology annotation, biological process: protein localization to cilium; vesicle-mediated transport; intracellular protein transport.